Molecule: messenger RNA, 1605 nt
Organism: Fonsecaea nubica
Lineage: Eukaryota; Fungi; Ascomycota; Eurotiomycetes; Chaetothyriales; Herpotrichiellaceae
Exons: 5
Coding region: 1-1605 (534 amino acids)
Biological process (GO): carbohydrate transport; transmembrane transport
Cellular component (GO): membrane
Molecular function (GO): carbohydrate:proton symporter activity
Source: RefSeq, a predicted model, not a curated record
AUGGCGACCGCAAGGCCUGAUACCCUUAAAGCGCAUUGGAAGUGCAUCGCAGCAUGUACCUUGGUUAGCAUGUGUCCGUUCCAAUAUGGAGUGGAUUUUGGUAUUAUUGGUGGUCUACAGGCGAUGCCUGGCUUUUUGGAUGUCUUUGGAGAAGAGGAUCCAAACUCGCCUAUCGGGUACAACAUUUCCCACACACGCCAGCAGCUGAUCUCAUCCCUUAUGAUCCUAGGCGCCUUCAUCAGCUCUUCCUUUGCCGGCCCCGUUGCGAGGUUCUGCGGCCGAAAGAUGUCCAUCUGGAUUGCGGCUCUGCUGUGCGUCGUGGCGAAUGUCAUCAUGAUGGCUACGACGAGCAUCGGAGCUCUAUAUUUCGCGCGUUUCUUGAUCGGCAUCGCCAACGGCAUGCUCAUGACCUUUUCACAGCUAUAUCUCCAGGAGUGUUCCCCUGCGAAAUUUCGAGGGCUCGUCAUUGCCCUUUUCCAGUCCUGGACGUCGAUCGGGACCUUGGUUGGUACCAUCAUCGACAACUUCACCGUCAAGCUGGAUGGCAAACAGCAAUACAUUGUCCCCCUGGGGAUUAUCUACAUUGUACCGGGGUUUUUGUCAGUCGGCAUGCUCUUUAUCCCCGAAAGCCCCCGAUGGUUCCUCCUCCAAGACAAGGCCGAGAAAGCCCGCAAGGCUCUCAAAUGGCUCCGACCCUAUCCCGAGACGGUCGACGACGAGAUCAAGGAGAUCCAAGAUGCCAUUGCGGCCGAGCGAGCCUUGGCCAAGAGCGCCGACAUCCUGGACAUGUUCCGCAACCCUGUCGACCGCAGACGCACCCUUCUAUCUGUGGGAGCUGUCUCCCUCCAGGCGGCUUCUGGUGCCAUGUAUAUGAUCUCGUACGGCACAUAUUUCUUUGAGAUGGCUCAUGUCGGCUCCGCCUUCGAAAACUCGUGCAUCCUGGUCGCGGUGGGCGUCGCUGCCAUCUUGAUCAACAGCGCCGUCAUCACGAAAUGGGGCCGGAGGCGAGUUUUCUUGACCAUCGGCAUGAUCCUUUGCGGCCUCACGCAGCUCAUUGUCGCCGUUGUGUACGACAAAAAGGGUCCAAGCACCUCGACUGGACGAGUCAUUGUCGGCGUCUCCGUCGUCUACAUUGUCGGCUACAACGGCAUGGUGGCAACCUACGCGUGGCUUUGUGGCGGCGAGUUUCCAUCGCAGCGUCUCCGAAGCUACACGUUUGGUCUGGCGGCGUCGAUCGGCUUUCUGGGAGCCUGGCUCGCCACCUUUACCGCUCCAUAUUUCAUCAACCCGGAUUCGUUGAACUGGGGACCCAAGUAUGGCUACAUCUGGACCCCGUCGUGUUGGAUCGGGGCGUUGUGGACCUUCUUCUACCUCCCCGAGGUGCAGAAUCGGACUUUUGAGGAAAUCGACGAAAUGUUCGAAGCACGUCUGCCCGCUCGCAAGUUCCGCACGUACAAGUGUGUGGGAUCAGUCGCCGCCGUAGCCAUGGCUGCAAAGGAGGACGGAAGCAGUGCUAGCGAAAAGGAUCACGGUGAAGUCAGGCACGAAGAGGUCAUUUUCAGCAACGAGAAGGUUGCGACUGAGACUGCGGUUGCCAUCGGUUGA